Lymnaea stagnalis (great pond snail) is the source of this 4530-nucleotide messenger RNA. NCBI's taxonomy places the organism in Eukaryota, Metazoa, Mollusca, Gastropoda, Lymnaeidae. The record is from the annotation of a GenBank genome assembly.
AUCGGAGCUUAUGCCUUAUGACUGACAGUGCUUAUGACUUAUGCAAGUUUUAAAAACUUUCACUGAAUCCAAUUUAUUUAUUUUAUUACAACUAGACUACAACAUUUAACAUGGUCAUGGUUUAAAGUUUAAGUAAUAAGUAAGUAAGCAAGUUAAAAACUACAAAAUAAAAAAAUUAAAAAUGAACACUCAAAUAGGCUUAGACUUAGGCCUAACACACUCAUAACACAGCCUAACAUAAGACAAUAAGUUUUUAGUUAAGUGAGAUGACACAAGAUCAGUUCAAGUAUUUGAAAUCCCUAUUAUUAAUAGGCUAUUAAAUAGGCUAUUACUAUUGACUGUUGUCAAUUGUCACUAUUGACAUAAUUAACUAUUAUUAAUACUAAUACUGAAUAAUUAGUAGUAUUAGCACCAGGAAAAAAUUUAAAGAUAUAAUAUAAAAAUAUAUGUUUAUACUAUAUCCAUAAAUAAUUGUUUAUUUUUGGACACCAAUGAUUUAAAACAAAAAUAUGGUCGCCUUUUAUUAAAGUCAAAGCCCAGGAAAGUGACAAUAAUAAUAGAAUAAGUUGAAUAAUGUUUAAUUUCAAUAAUUCACUGCCUGACAUGUGGUGAUCUUUGAAUGGCUCACAUUCAAAAUUUUAAGUAUGCACUUUAUUGAAACUGUGGUGCUUUUAGUUUUAGUUCUAUAUUCUAUUGCUUUUCUAUUUCAUUCCAGGGGUGCCCACGCUGCUUGAUUGCAUCAAAUGGAGUGACACACGGUUAUAAUUCGGUAGCACUUCCACUUAAGACUACCACCAUACCAGAAUUGACUGUUCUAAACAACCAACCUUCUUUUAACUCCAAUUUAAACAUUCACCCCAUAUUCAUUUCUCAAAAUUUGAUCUAUGUUCACUUCUAAAUAAAUCAGUCCACAGUAAAUACGUUAAUACUAAAAUACCAUUAAUGUAGGCCUGCUACAUGACAACUCACAAGACAAGUUUAGGUAAGUUCAUUAAUAAAAAGGUUUUUUUAAAAAUAUUUACCGUAUUAAAUGUUUUGUUCUUUUAACAAAUUGAUAAGCAAGAUCUCUUUACUUUUGUGUUUAUUUCAAAUAUUUCUCUUUUAAGAUGCCUAUCUAAUAACUCUUCUUUUUUGGGUAGAAGAUCUGUCAAUGGCAGAGAAGGGUCAAACCAGCUCCAUGACUUCUGUAACGGAAGAAGACUCAUCUCCGGACUCUGAAUCUGAUACAACAGAAUCGCUUUCCAAUCACACUUCUUCUGUCAUGAGCAGCACUGACACGGAUGACAAACUGACCCCAGGAUUAAUUAAUAUUACAAUAUCAACAAAACCAACUAAGACAAGAAAACAGCAGAACAUGGUUGAAAUGAAAAAUACAGACGAAUGCGAAGCUAUCAGUCCUGUAGAACCUGAUGAUUUUCCUUUGAAAAAUGCAGAAAGUGAAACUAGCUAUAAACUUCCUCUUCCUGAAACUUUCAUUACAUCUUAUGUUUUUCCAUAUGGCUCUAAUCCUCUUCCGUUGGAAGGUACAGAUUUCAGUUCCAUGGCAUACAUGAAAAAAAAAAAAGGCAUCUCAUUACCUCCAAAGUAUCAAGGUCAGUCUAGUAACCUUGGUGAGGAUUAUGGCUGUAAAGAAAAUCUAGGCCUUGAUGAUACCGACAACAAAUUGAGCACAGACUUUUCGGAUACAAGCAGUAUACAGAUUCAAAGAAGUAGAGGCAAUGGGACAGCGGAUAUAGUUGAUGAAGCUUGUGCAGCAAAAAGAUACAAGACCAGUCAUCAGAGGCCAUUUUAUCCUGACCUAUCCUCUUCACAUUGGUACCAAGCCAGCUGCUUCGACCACUACUGGAAACACUACAGAUUUGUUAUGGACUGGUAUCAGAAACAUAUUGAAGCUAUAAAGACCUUGCAGGGUCAGAUGGGAGCGCCAUUGUUUUUCCCUUCACAUUUCAACACCGUUUCACCUCAAAGAUCACAUCAUCAGUAUUCUAGAAGAAAUGAAAGAUUAAAGAGAUCCAGGUAAACUGACUGACCAUCAGAUUUGUUAAGUUGUCAUGGUAGAAUCUUGUUAUAACAAUUAUUAAUACAAUCUUCUUACAUGUUUUUUUAAACAGGGAACAACUGCUAUUUAAAGAGUGAUAGUUUUAAAAAAUAUACCGCAACUACUAAGCUUUUUUUUUUUUUUUUUUUACUACACUUACACUGUUUUUUUAAAUUUUGCAUUUUUUUUUACCAGUAUAAUUUUUAUAUUUGUUUUCGAAAGUCAUUUUUUAAAUUUUUUUUUUUUUUUUUUUACUACACUUACACUGUCUUUAUAAAUUAUGCAAUUUUAUGUACCAGUAUAAUUUGUAUAAUUGUUGUCGCAAGUCAUUAUUUAAAUCAACAAAACAUUUCUAACAGGAGGAGGUCCAAUGCUAGGACAAGAAAAGAAAAGUGUGGCUCUACGUCUCUCUCUGUGUCAGAUGAAGUGACUGGAACUGGUGGUUCAUCAGGACACAGCCGUGAAGUUCUCAGUGAUGAUGAAAAUAUAGAAAUGGAAAUAACUGAAGACAUGGUUCAAUUUUUUGCAACUUCAUUGAAACAUAAAUUGGAAAGAGGUAGAAUAGCCAGAUUUUUUUUUAUCCUACACUAUCAAAUAGGCUUUGUCAUUUCUUAGACCGGAAAACGACAUAGCGUACUAUUUUUAGAAGGUCAGCGGACAAAUAUUGCUUAAAACAAGGCAGCUUAAAGUGUGUUUCAGCAUAUCUUUCGGACGAUCCUUGUAUCUAGAGUUUCUGUUACAUUUGCCGUUCGAGCAAUGAAGUCACAUUUCAGAAAAUAGAAGUAAAAAAAAAUAUGUAAAAUAUUUUUUAAAAUAGAGUUGUAAACAAAUUUCAAGGACACUUCGCUAACAUAGUAAUACUGAACAGUGUUGACAUUUUGUCCGCGCUGAGUACCCGGAUGAUGAGUAAUAAUGACAUCAGUUCUAUUAAAAGAUUUCCGCCAUUAAAUGACAAGCCCAAUACUGACUAUUGCUUGCUACCUAAGGUAGUACCUUAUAAGUUUUCCUAAAAGUAAAGUGCACCUUUUUUAUUAAUUACAUGUAUCUAAAAAAUUGAGUUAUCUAUGACUUGAUGUACUAGUCAGUCCUAUGCAGUGAUUGCAUGCAAGUAGGGCUUAGAAUGAUAAAACUUAAGGACUUAAUUUUCUUGAUAUCUUAUAACAAACAACCCCCCCCCCCCCUCUUAACCACAGGGCUAAAUAACAGGAGCCUUAACUAAUAAAAAAAAAAUUGAGUUAUCUAUGACUUGAUGUCCUAGUCAGUCCUAUGCAGUGAUUGCAUGCAAGUAGGGCUUAGAAUGAUAAAACUUAAGGACUUAAUUUUCUUGAUAUCUUAUAACAAACAACCCCCCCCCCCCAUCUCAACCUGAAGGAAAGAGAAAUGGUUCUUUACAUAAUAAAAUUUCAAAUCUAUGAUAUCAAAUGUACAUUGGUAACUAUGAUUGAAAACUGCACUAAAUCACUAAAAUAUUAACCUAGUUUUUUAAUAGAGAUUUUGAAUUGAACUGAAUAGUUUUAUUCAGGAUUAUAUUAAUAAAUGCCAAAAUAAUGAGAACUAUAGAAAACUUUAUGCAAGUUACAAAAAUUAUUUUCUUGAUAAUUUACAAAUAGUUAAAGCUUAAAUUUAUUUUAAAAAAUGAAGUUUUGCAUUUCCUUUGAAGAUGUUUGCCAAUCAAUGACAUUGUUAAAGUUUAAAAGUGGGUUGGAUUUUUUUAUUUCAAGAAUUCGAGAAAGCACUUGUAUUUAAUAAUUUGAUGUAUUGUGUAGCUUAAAAAAAGGUAAAAUUCUUUUUUUUUUGUCAUCAGACAAUGCAAAACAAGAUUCUGAUCUGGAAAAUGGUCAAGAAAGAUUGAAUAUUGAAGAAGGUAAGAAUAAUUAACUUGACGUUAUUAAUUUUAUCAGACCCAGAGAGGUGAGCCCACCCAGAUCUGUUUCCCAUGCUCACACAAAAAGAAUCUUAAGAAGACAUCACAAGAAUUUCAAUAAAGACCCGAGUUAGCAACUGUUUGCAUUGUUUUUAAGAUGUAUGACACGUUCCUUUUUAAGCACAUACCUGGAAAUUAUAUUUUUACUUUGAUACAUUAUUCUGCAUGAACACCAUCUCUUAAACUAUAAUUGAUACAAUGAAAAACCCUGUUCAAAAUGACUUUUUUGUUUAGAAUAAUUAGUAGCUUUUAUUUAUAUGUCCUCAGCAAGGAAAGGCCAGCAGAGCCACAGCAUAUUGGCACCACGAGAGCAGCCCGGCGUGAGAAGAGCAACAGAAUUGAGAGAGCUCUAUGGAGCUGGCGCUCCUAUGAUACAUGGCAUGGAGACUGCCCUUCAGAUGACAUACGAUCGAUUUUCUGACAAAUUUCAAUCAAAAAUGUGGCCAAAUAUGCCUUUAAAAAUCAUAUUUACUUAAAAAUUAUCUCUGGGCUUUGUUAUAAAUGUUCACUGUAAGUUAACUAUUCACAUAUUUUUACAGUUGAAUAAAAUUUCUGUUUCAAACCAUCA